Molecule: messenger RNA, 569 nt
Organism: Bursaphelenchus xylophilus (pine wood nematode)
Lineage: Eukaryota; Metazoa; Nematoda; Chromadorea; Rhabditida; Aphelenchoididae
Source: the annotation of a GenBank genome assembly
AUGAGGAUGAACGCCGAGGUUCUUCGCAGCUUUAUCGAUCACUUUAUCAUAGAAUAUGGUGGAAAUGUGAAGCAAAGAUACCUGCAAAGCCCGAAUUUUGAGCGAAUUUUGGUAAGAAAAGACGAAUUUUAAAAAGAUAUAAAUAUAUUAACUAUGACUAACUAUGACAUUAGCGACUAAACCAAAAGUUCCGCUGGUUAUUACUUUCACAAUUCAACUACUUUGUUGUUCAAUGUGAGGAAAAUUGGGAGGGCAAAGUGUUCGAAGUCACCGUGAUGAAAAAGAAAGCCAAAGAUGAAGCGCCGGAGAUGUUCGGAGUCCAACACAAAUGCCCGUAUGAUGUGCUUUUGUACGCAUCGUAUAUCACCACGUUAGAUCUGCGAACUUACAGGGGACCUUUGGUGGCUGACGACGAGGCUAGGCAGGAAAUUAAGAGAAUGAAGGGCGAGUUGAAAGAAAAUUUUUUAAAGUCGUAUUUUAAUUUCUCUUCAGGCGAAGAAAAGGCCAUCAAAUUGUGGAAUGAGACGAAAGAAGUGAUGGUCCGGCUAGCGGAGCUAAUCAAAGAGUGA